This is a messenger RNA of Xenopus tropicalis (tropical clawed frog), 3790 nucleotides long. RefSeq names its product SMG5 nonsense mediated mRNA decay factor (gene smg5). Gene Ontology annotation, cellular component: nucleus; cytoplasm. The record is from RefSeq and is marked provisional. Lineage: Eukaryota; Metazoa; Chordata; Amphibia; Anura; Pipidae.
GGCAGUGCCAGACAUGGCGGACUCGGCGGGACCGCGGUGACGGGAACCAUGAGCCAAGGAGCCGCCGAGAGCGAACCCGAGGCCAAGGUGUUACACACCAAGAGGCUGUACCGGGCCGUAGUGGAGACGGUGCACCGGCUGGAUCUGAUUAUUUCCAACAAGUCUGCCUAUCAGGAAGUUUUCAAGCCGGAGAAUAUCAGCCUCAGGAACAAGUUACGGGAGCUGUGCGUGAAGCUUAUGUUCCUACACCCCGUGGAAUAUGGGCGCAAAGCAGAGGAAGUGUUAUGGAGGAAGGUGUACUAUGAAGUCAUUCAGCUCAUCAAAACCAACAAGAAGCACAUACACAGCCGCAGCGCCUUGGAGUGUGCCUACCGCACUCACUUGAUAGCCGGAGUGGGCUUUUACCAACACCUGCUGCUGUACAUCCAGUCCCACUACCAGCUGGAGCUUCAGUGCUGCAUCGACUGGACUCAUGUCACCGACCCGCUCAUUGGGUUUAAGAAGCCGGUGUCGGCCUCCACUAAGGAGAUGGAUUGGGCGAGGAUGGCGUGCCACAGAUGCCUGGUCUAUCUGGGCGACCUGGCUCGAUACCAGAAUGAACUGGCAGUUGUGGAUACAGAGAAGUUGGCAGAAAGGUUCUACUGCCAGGCUCUCACCGUCGACCCUACAGUAGGGAUGCCGUUUAACCAACUAGGCACGUUGGCUGGCAGCAAGUACUACCAUGUGGAUGCCACAUACUGCUACCUGCGCUGUAUCCAAUCGGAUGUGUCGUUUGAAGGUGCUUAUGGCAACCUGAAGCGGCUGUACGACAAAGCUGCUAAAAUGUACCACCAGCUGAAGAAGAGUGAGAGCCGGAAGCUGUCCCCGAGCAAGAAGAGGUGUAAAGACAUUAAGAGGCUGCUGGUGAGUUUCCUGCACCUUCAGAGCCUGAUGCAGCCCAAGAGCAGUUCCAUAGAGGCCGAGCUGACCUCCCUGUGCCAGUCCGUCCUAGAGGACUUCAACCUCUGCAUGUUUUACAUGCCCACAUCCCUCAACAUGAGCUCGGCCAGUGAGGACGAGGAGGAAUACGAGGGGGGCUAUUCCUUCCUGCCCGACUUGCUUGUCUUCAGGAUGGUGGUGAUCUGUCUGAUGAGCGUCCACAGCCUGAAGCGGGCAGAUUCCAAACAGUACAGUGCUGCUAUUGCCUUCACCCUGGCGCUCUUCUCUCACUUGGUCAACCAUGUUAAUAUACGGCUGCAGGCCGAGCUGGAGGAGAGUCCCUUGCCCGCCUUCAAGAAUGACAGCCCAGAUGACCACGACUCCAAAGAAGUCUCCGAGGUGAUCGUAAAAGACGCCGACCCGGAGCCCGAGAUGGCUCAGAACCAAACGAGGAAGCAGCAGAGGACGAAGUCCAACAGCAAAAAGAGCCACAAGUACUCUCGCCUGUCCCGACUUCGGAGGCGCCGUCACGCCCGCAAGUUGGACGAGAGUGACCUGAGCGAGGGUUUCGACUCGGACUCCAGCCGCGGUUCCGCCAAGGGCAGCGAUAUCUCGGAGAGCGGGUCAGAGAAGAGCGACGAGGAAGCAGCUUUCGACGUGGAAACGGACUCCGACAUGAACAGCCAGGAGUCUCGCUCGGACCUCGAAGACAUGGAGGACGAUCCGUACGAGCGCAAGGGAAUCCGGGAGCCGAAAGACGCCCUAAAGAACCCAACUGAGGAGCAGGAUGCAAAGAUGGCAGCUUCCACCAAGGGUGAAAGCCAAGAAGUCCCCAUUAACGGGCCUUGCCCAGCCAGCGGUGAGGGCAGCAUCGCCAGCAACCUCCAGGCUAUGUCCUCCCAAAUGUUCCAGACCAAACGCUGUUUCCGACUGGCACCCACAUUUACCAACGUCUUAGUGAAACCUGCGGCAGAACCUGCCAACCCCACCGCUGAGGUACCGACGCCACUGGUGAACGGCGACACGGAGAAGCAAAACUCAGUGGAACAGGAAGACGGAUCCGAUUCGGAAGAGAGCAUGUUAAGCAGCAAGUCUUGUCGCAACGAGAAAACUCUGCAGGAGCGUCUGGAGAUCAUCACUAGCGAAGGCUUAUUGGUCACUGUCAAGAUCUUCCUGGAUUGGCUGCGGGCAAACACUGACAUUGUGAUCAUGUGUGCUCAGAGCUCUCAGAGUCUGUGGAACAGAUUGUCGGUGCUUUUAAACCUGUUGCCAUCGGCCCCCAAGAUACAGGAAGCAGGAAUCCCACUUUCCAAUGAAGUAAGGAACCUUCUGAUGGACUCGGAGCUUCCGGACAUCAACAGCCACCUGUUGCUUCCAGAGGACGCGGCACUGCGUUACCUGCCGCCCCUACGCCCGGCGCACAGGAAGAUAAACUUUGAGCAGGAGCGGCCGGCGCUGACCGUACUGGAGGAGUCUGUCGCUCGCAGUUGCUACAUCCGGAGCUUUGGGCACUUCUUGACCCGGUUACAGGGCAACGUCCUGCAUUUCAACCCUGAGCUGGGGAUCUUCACCAGCAUCGCCGAGCCCGGGCACGACAACAUCCUCCAUCAGGCACAAGCUCAAUUCCGCAUGGCUCAGGAAGAGGCUCGGCGGAACCGACUCAUGAGAGACAUGGCGCAGCUGAGACUGCAGCUGGAGGUCUCACAGCUAGAGGGCACCCUGCAGCAGCCCAAGGCUCAGUCGGCCAUGUCACCCUACCUUGUUCCCGACACCCAAGCACUCUGCCAACACCUGGGCGUCAUCCGGCAGCUAGCCACCAGUGGGCGCUUCAUUCUCAUUAUACCCCGCACAGUUAUAGAUGGUCUGGACUUCCUGAAAAAGGAAAACGCAGGUGCCAGGGAUGGAAUCCGAUACUUAGAGGCGGAAUUUAAAAAAGGAAACCGGUACAUUCGCUGCCAGAGAGAAACAGGGAAGAGCUAUGAGAAGAACAAGCUGAAGAGGCAGGACACAGAUGCAUGGCACCUCUAUAAGAUCUUGGACAGCUGCAAACAGCUCACCGUGUCCCAGGGGGGCAAUGACGACGACACAGCAGGGAUGGUCACAAUCAUAACUGGUUUCCAGCUCAGUGACUCGGGCAGCUUCUCCCCUGCAAUGCAGACGGCCCUGCAGACAGCUUCCAGCGCCAACAUCGAGAUUAAGAACGUGCUGGAGUUCUACAGGCAGUGGAAGGAGAUGGGCUGAGCGUGGGAAGCCACAGGUGAUGGAGAAAAGCCUUCUGCUCCCUCUCUCGCCCACCGCGGCCUCCGAAAUCCAAAAUGGCGACUCUUUGGAAUCCAAACAAAACACACAACAUCGGUGACAGCAACCAAUCGAAACCAGCGAGCCAAUAAUAAUAAUAAUAUAAAGACGCACGUUCUCUGUCUCUCUUGCACAAACGCGCUGCUUCCCUACGCCGUACGGCGGGGCCUGUCGGAGGAACGGAGGGGCAUUGCCGCCGGGGCUGGAAGGGGCGGCCAUUCAUCUCUUACUGUGUGACCCUAGUGUUUGUGACCACUGGCCUAGGCCCAGCUUCCAGUUCCCCCUCGGCUGAUUGGACCGGAACAUCAAUCAUCUUUCCUUUUGUGUCAAGUGUGGUGACAGGAAAGAGUUACCCCCCCCCCCCCCACUUACCCUUGUACCCCCGGUACCUGCUUCUCUUCCCCUUUGUGCUACAGAUAUUGCCCCCCCAGCUCCCAUUCCAUGCCCACCCUAUCCCAGCCUCCCCCACCCAGUUCUUUACCCCCCUGUUUUCUUUUGUUAGAUUCUUGUCAGAGGGAGUUCUGUGGGUGCCCGAGUGGGACUGCAGGAGAAUAAAGGAAACAGUGCUAUUUUA